UGCGGUGUUUUUCAGUUCUUUGUCGGCUUGCGUUGCGUUGUGACGGUCUUCUUGAAUUUAGGUUGCGCUUGGUUACGCUUGCUGCGACUCGGUUCCGUUGUCGUCGUCGUUGCCGCCGGACAUUGCGUCGGGAAAUGUGAAGGAUAUCUGAUUGUUCUGCUCGCCAUGGAAACCUUUCACCAGCCGUUUGUGACGAAGUGAUCUCUGGAAAUCGGAAGAAAGUGUGUGUGCUUUUGCGUGCGUGUAUGAUACCGAAGGUCGAACCGUUGCGUCUCUGUGACCUCCGGGGUGUUUUGUGAAGAUCAACGUCAAGAAGCACGGCACAGUACAACGUACGAGGCGGUGGUUUGUACGAACCGCAAGAACGUGCCACGUGCCGCCACCAUUGCAGUACGUACAUUACCGAUCGUGCCUCGCGGGGAAAAGACGAGUAGUGAUCAUGAAGCUGAGCAAGAUCUUCAACCACAAGUUUGUGCUCGGCAGCUGUAAUCUAAUUUUCAUGCUAUGCGGCAUCACUCUACUGGCCACCGGUUUCUACAUGUUCACCGAUGCUCCUCGGAUUCUUCUAUCCCGUCUACUGAUCUCAGCGAGCGAACAGCACAAAACGGCACUCUCGGAACUGGACCAACCGCUGUUCUACUAUGUUGCCCUAGGGUUGACCUCAGCAGGUCUGGUGGCCAUCACCGCUUCGCUACUGGGCUGCUGGGUAACCUGCAUGAACACGUAUUGUAUUCUAACGAUUUACUUUCUCAUCAUUCUGUGUCUCCUGAUCGCCGAAUUCGGUGUCUGUCUGAUGAUCACCGCUUGGCCCCAGUGCCUCGGUUUGAACCUGGACGAAACGGCUAUGGUUAAAGCCCUACAAGGAAGCUACGGAGUGCCUGAUCAUGAACAGUUCACCGCCGCCAUGGAUCUUGCCCAAACCAUCUUCGAGUGUUGUGCUGUCAACACCGCCAUCAACUACGACACAUCUCUGUGGAAGCUGCAGAGUUUGGGCAAGAAGGAGCUAACCGUGCCACUAACGUGCUGUAAAUUGCAGAAUCGAUACGAGUUUUCGGCCUAUUUGGACCCUAUACCAACGAAUCUUACCCUUUGUCAGGCUCUUCAACCACAUGACUACGAAAGUAGUAGACAUUUGGACGGUUGUCUACACAAGAUCGAAAUUUGGUAUCGCGAACAGUACUUUCUGUUCCUGUGUGCCGGUCUGAUCGUCGCCGUAGUAGAAUUCUGCGUCCUGCUGAGCAUCAUCCUGAGCUGUACAAAGUUACCCAGGCGAGCGGCUCACCGUGCACCGGAACGGAUCUCUCCAACGGGAGGUCUCGUUCGACCGGGGCGGCUGGGUGUUCGGGAUAACAUCUAUGAGCGGGACCUGCCGACACCGGUUCCGGUGCCGACGAUACGUGAGACGUACAUUCAACCCAAAGAGUUUACCAAAUCGAGACACGAGAUUCCGUUCAAUAACGGAUCGCACUACUAUCAGAUUUCGAAGAGCUAUCUCGUGUAGUGUAGUUGUUUUCCAUAGGAUAACGAUCGAUUGACUUAGGAUAAGGCUUAUGAUUAAAUAUUUGAUCAAGAAGA
Molecule: messenger RNA, 1575 nt
Organism: Topomyia yanbarensis
Lineage: Eukaryota; Metazoa; Arthropoda; Insecta; Diptera; Culicidae
Gene: Tsp68C
Product: 23 kDa integral membrane protein
Exons: 4
Coding region: 440-1501 (353 amino acids)
Cellular component (GO): membrane
Source: RefSeq, a predicted model, not a curated record